UUUUUCGCAUUUUGUGUCGUUUCUAGUUUUUCUAUCAAGCAACCGAACCAACGUGUUUUUACCACUUGGUUAAUGUUGUUAUUGUACCUAUGAGUACAAAACAAUUUUUGUCGUCAGGACUCCCGGAAGAAGGUCUAUGAAGCACUGAUAACAUAACACGGGGUGCAAGUAAACUGCCUGCAGCGAGCAAACCGAGAUAAAUUUGACCCCGAUUUCUAAAUUUGUGUUUUGUUGGUCUGUCACCGCCUCUGAAGAAAAAAUAUAACACAGAAAUGAACAAGGCUGACGUCAACAGACGGGUUUUGGCCAUCCAAGCCAAAAAGAAGCGACACAAGCCAAAUAAGAAGCGUGGUAAAGCCAAUGGCAAUGCUGGUGGCGGCGGUGGUGGGGGUGGUGGUCAACAGCAGCAGCAUAUGUCGCAGAACGAUGCAACAUCGCCAUCACCGACCGAUGCUGCGAUCAGCAAUCAACUGCUCGAGGACAAUCUUGAUUUGAAGUCACCCAAUUCCAUGCCCGAAGUCUGUGGCAUUUCUACAAAAAUCUCAAAAUCAUUUUGUGCUGCACCCUCGUCAAGUGGUUCGAAUUCAUUGGCGGGCAAUACACCCAUAACUGGAUCAUCGAAUACUUUGGAUGAGUCGACAUACAUCGGCACACCUUCGUCCAAAAAGUAUUCAAAUUUUAUACACCCCAAUGAGGGUUCCAAUGACGAUUAUAUGCCGCAAGACAGCUACUUGGAACAGCAUCAUUUGAAUCAUGACGAUUACAUGCACUAUCAUCAGCAGCAGCAUUAUGUCGAUCCCAUCUAUCAUGCUGAAUAUGUGAAGAAACAACAAUUGCUGCAACAGCAACAACAACAGCAGCAGCAGCAACAACAACAAUAUCAAUAUCCACCACGUAGUUCUUCCAACGAUUCUGAAGAAUCAGAAUUGAAUAGCGAAAACGAGGAACAAGAACUAAAAGAAGACUAUUGCAAGGGAGGCUAUCAUCCAGUAAAUAUUGGAGAUCUAUUUCAAGGUCGUUACCAUGUUGUUCGAAAACUUGGUUGGGGUCAUUUCUCUACAGUCUGGCUUUGUUGGGAUCUAGAGGAAAAAAGGUACGUGGCCAUCAAAAUCGUCAAAUCAGCUCAACAUUUUGCCGAAACAGCUAAGGAUGAAAUAAAAAUACUCAAAGCGGUGCGCGAUUCAGAUCCAAAUAAUCCACGCCGUCAAAAAACCGUCCAACUGUUGGAUGACUUUAAAAUAUCGGGUGUUAACGGAACUCAUAUAUGUAUGGUGUUCGAAGUACUUGGUGACAAUCUCUUAAAAUUGAUACGCAAAUCCAAUUACCGGGGUAUUCCCAUCGAAAAUGUGAAAACAAUAACCCGACAAGUUCUCGAGGGACUUGAUUACCUACAUACAUGCUGCAAAAUCAUUCACACCGACAUAAAGCCUGAAAAUGUCCUCUUGUGCGUCAACGAGAAUUAUGUGCGGAAAUUGGCCAACGAAGCCACCGAACUUUAUGUCAUGAACUUCAAGAUGUUUCCCUCGUUUGUUAGUCGGGCUCCCAAGGAAUACAGGGAACCUCAAAUAACGGGCAAAAUGAGCAAGAACAAGAAGCGUAAACUGAAGAAAAAGGCCAAGAAACGUUUGGAAUUAUUCAAGAAACAAUGGGAUUAUUUGGAGCAAAGUGGUGCUACGGCCAACGGGGAACAGCCGCAGGAAAAACCUGAGAUUGACGGAAAGUCCCUGCAGAAUGGCGAUGCAUCGGAUAAUGAGGAGGAUGAAGAUAUUCAAGACGACAUUGCGGAGGAGAAGGCUGCAGAUGCUGACGCCGACGACGAUGAUGAACAUGCAAUGGAAGAGCCAGCAAAGCCCACAAAGCCGGCCAAAGCAUCUAAGCCCAACAACGGAAAGCAACAACCACAACAACAGCAACAAGGUGGUGCAGAAGAAAACAAUGCUGUGCCAGCCCCAGUAACGGAAAAUAAAAAGAAGAAGAAAAAGAAGAAUAAGAAGAAAGCCAAUCAGCAGCAACAACAACCACAACAGCAGCCCUCGACACAAUCCGAAAAGACUACAAAGGUUGUUGCGGCCAAUUCAACAACAUCGUCGAGCAGUGGCAGCAAUACAAUCAAGGGCGAGCAAAAUGAAUCAACCAGCAGUUCAUCGGCUACACUGAAAGGUCAAUUGUCCAAUGAUUCGGGUGGACAAAGUAAACAGCAAAAACAACAGCAUCAAAACAAGACUCCGGCAAAGGGCAACAACAAUAACAACAACAGCAAAACAAAUAACAAAGCAAACCCGAAGAACGCCACUACCAAUCAGCCAGCCCAACAUAGCCCAAUGCAACCACAGUUGCAUCAACCUGUGGCAAUGACCAAUGGGCCUUCAACGGAGCCUGAAGCCCGGCCAAAGGAUCCAGCCUUAGAACCUUGUGAUUUUGAGGUAAAAAUUGCAGAUUUGGGCAAUGCUUGCUGGGUGCACAAGCAUUUCACCGAAGAUAUUCAAACUCGACAAUAUCGUUCCUUGGAAGUGAUAUUGGGCGCUGGCUAUGAUACAUCGGCCGAUAUAUGGAGCACAGCUUGUAUGGCCUUCGAAUUGGCCACGGGUGAUUAUUUAUUUGAACCGCACUCAGGUGAUAACUACACCAGAGACGAAGACCACAUCGCCCAUAUUAUUGAACUGUUAGGACCCAUACCUCCCCAUAUAGUCUUUAGGGGAGCCUAUGCAACGCAUAGCUUCAACCGCAAGGGAGAAUUGCGUAACAUUACCGGCUUGAAACCAUGGGGUCUAGUAGCUGUACUGCAUGAAAAAUACGAAUGGUCAUUAGAGGAGGCCGAGGCAUUCGCCGACUUUUUGAAGCCAAUGCUACAGUUUGAUCCUGCAAAACGGGCAACUGCAGCUGAGUGUCUGAAACAUCCAUGGCUAAGAUAAGAUACACUUAAUAACCCCCGUAACCAGACCCAAUUUCCCCACCACAGCCACUCCUCUACCAGCAGCUCUCACUCAGCAUCAAAUACAACCAUAAAUACAA
Messenger RNA from Musca vetustissima, 3012 nucleotides. It is a transcript of the gene SRPK, whose product is annotated as SRSF protein kinase 1. The coding region runs from base 273 to 2912 and encodes 879 amino acids. Lineage: Eukaryota; Metazoa; Arthropoda; Insecta; Diptera; Muscidae. The transcript has 4 exons. Gene Ontology annotation, biological process: spliceosomal complex assembly; protein phosphorylation; regulation of mRNA processing. Gene Ontology annotation, molecular function: ATP binding; protein kinase activity. The record is from RefSeq and is a predicted model, not a curated record.